AUGCCGGACCUCAAACGCACCCCGGAAGCCGACGUCCUUCUCCUCUACGUCGUCUUGCUGAACGCAGACUCCAAAACCGCACGUCUCACCCCCAUCUUCCAAUACACACUCAGUCAAAUGCACCACCACGAUCACUGCAUCAGCAUGAUGUACCAAUCACUAAUCGAGAACAAUUGGCAUCUACAGAUCAACUGGCCCGCCGUCGCCGCAGCAACAGGUAUAUCCCAGUACGCUGCCCGGUUGAAAUGGUACCGUCUGAAACAGGAGCUCGACCGCAGGAUUCAAGCGGGAGGGUUCGAUUACAAGGGUUUGAGGGCUGAUGAAGCGAGUGGUGAUGGGAGUAAGGAGGGUUUGUUGGGGGAUUUUAGUGGUGGUAUGACUGAUGAUGAUGAUGUCGAGGUUGCUACUGGUGGUGUUAGUGCUGCUGGUACUGUUGGUACUGCUGGAACAGCCGAUGAUGCUACUGCUGAUGCUACUGCUGAUGCUACUGCUGAUGCUACUGCUGAUGCUACUGCUGAUGCUACUGCUGAUGCUACUGCUGAUGCUACUGCCGAUGCUGCUGUUGCUGCCGAUGAUGCUACAAAUGGGGAGUCUGGCUUUACUAAGCAGGAAGAAGCGCAGUACGAAGAGCAGUCACAGGCGAACAGCAAGCAGGUGGUGCAUGAUCAGAAGAAGACCAAGCGCUUUUAUUUUGAGGAUGUGUCUUCUGGGUCUGAAAGUGACUGUUACGAAUUCGGUAAUGGGAUCUAUGGGACGCUGGAUGCUUGGAGGAAGAGUACAAUGGCUUUCGUUGAAGGUCAGAGGGAGCAACCUGGGGAAACUAAGGGCCGAAUUCCGGCUCUUACUUCUCGUUUGGUGGACAAGGAGCACGGGUUGAAGCCAAAGGAGUCACAGGAGAAGGUGUCGUGUUGGUCGGCGUGCUCGUCGUUGGUAGAGGUUGGGGUGCCGGGAGAGGGUUCGCAGACGGCGGAUUGUGCUGGUUUUACUGAGAAAGGAGAAGAUGAUGCUGAGGCUGUUGCUGGGAAAGAGGCAGAGGCUGAUGAAGAUACUGAGCUUGAGAAUGCGGAGCAUGAGGAAGGGGAUUGUCUCGCUGCUCCCCAGAAAAGUGAUACUAGUGAGACUGGCAAGGACUUCCUUCGCUUCGCCGACGGGAGGUCGCUUCAAUAUUUGUUCACACCGCACGGUGCCGUUGCAUCAUGGAGAUACACAGUGAAAAGAAAUGGCACGGGCACCAGUGCGCAGCUCGCCGACGACGGCCGGGUCGCCAUCCGCAUCAAUCACUUCAAACGCCAACUGUCCCGGAUCAUUGCCCCUGCCCUCCAACAACACGUUCAGAAUGUCGUGGGCUCUCGCGGAGAUGUACAACCUUUCGUUGCCCUGGAAAAGCUCUUGAAGGCGGUCUACGGCCAGCGCGUACGUCUGGCAACCCACUCCAUCUUCAAGGACUUUGUCCAGCAGCAUGGAUUAGAAUUCUUCACCAUUGGCGGCGACCCUGCCCGGUUGAUGGCCUUUAUAGUCAAGAAUCCCGGCUUGAGGCCGGGCUUCCGUAGCGUGAUGAGCAGAGCUGUCGGCCAGCAGAGGAGAGAUGUUGCCGAAUGCAUUCAGGGCCGCUUUGGCAGUCCUGCUACUGCGCCGAAUGAUGGCUCAGAUGAUGACCGCUUCGACUUCUCGAGUAGCGAUGCUGGCUCCGAACCUAUCGCCAAACACUUUGUGGCCAAUUGUAUCAUCGCCAACCCGCCGAGCUUUGCCCAUAUCCAUUGCGUAGAGAUGCUCGUUAUCCCGCUCCAUAUCAUGUUUACCAUGCCCUAUUUCCCGACCCAGGCCUUCCCUCUUCCCCUGGCCAAUAGUAUCCAAGCCUCGAACGCCGACUUUCAACUGACCAAUCACAUCAGCUAUGCCAUGAUCGAGCUACUCUCAUGCCAGGGCCUCGCCUCGGGGAUGUCAUCAACCGAUUCCGGGUCAAAUCAACCGACCGACUGGGACUCGCACAUAAAUUACUUCGGGAUUCUACUUUCCCGGCACGGCCUCCGCAUCCCUGAGGGCGUCUUCAUGUUGGAUAAUGUGCCGCAUGACAGGCUCUUCAAGCAUGUCUCGUGCGUGGUGCACCAUGGUGGCGCGGGCACCACCGCCGCGGGCAUCACCGCCGGCCGGCCCACAGUCGUCGUCCCCUUCUUCGGCGACCAGCCUUUCUAGGGCGCCAUGAUCGCGCAAGCAGGCGCAGGGCCCCUUUCCAACCCCCCCGCCCCCCCACAGGCAAUUCACGAGCCAUGGCCGUCCUCGCAUGGCUCGUUGGCUUCGACGCUGUAGCAGUUCGUCCGACCGACAGAACUCGUGCGGGGUGCUCAAAGCGGCGACAGUGUUUGGGGCGGUGGAGUGCGUGCUGUUUGCGGGGAGUGCGUGUGUGGUGCUCGGGGGUUUCUUGCGUGGGACAAUAUGUGGGGAGAGAAGGGGGUAAUGUCCUGAAUGAAUUGUUACUCACUUGCUAAGGAUGCAGUGAAUGUGCCUCGGAAGUUGGGUUUGAAUUGUUAUUGUUGUGUUGCCAGUUUGCUGUCAGGUUGGUACAGUUUGGUGCCAGUUGACGUAUUAUACUUUCAUGCUUGUACUUGUCUGCCCUUCGAGUUAAGGAAC
Molecule: messenger RNA, 2628 nt
Organism: Aspergillus saccharolyticus JOP 1030-1
Lineage: Eukaryota; Fungi; Ascomycota; Eurotiomycetes; Eurotiales; Aspergillaceae
Product: glycosyltransferase
Exons: 5
Coding region: 1-2193 (730 amino acids)
Biological process (GO): carbohydrate metabolic process
Molecular function (GO): UDP-glycosyltransferase activity; hexosyltransferase activity
Source: RefSeq, a predicted model, not a curated record